Cololabis saira (Pacific saury) is the source of this 1481-nucleotide messenger RNA. RefSeq names its product transmembrane protein 192 (gene tmem192). The transcript has 6 exons. The coding region runs from base 130 to 918 and encodes 262 amino acids. Gene Ontology annotation, cellular component: late endosome; lysosomal membrane. Lineage: Eukaryota; Metazoa; Chordata; Actinopteri; Beloniformes; Belonidae. The record is from RefSeq and is a predicted model, not a curated record.
CGAACCGGAAAUUUUCCCGCACUUUUACAGGAUGUAAAAAAAAAAAUAAAGGAAGAAAAAAAAGGAAAGAAAAAGAGGUUGUAUAUGUUUUAUUUUUGUUCCGUGUGGCGAUAAGACCCGCAGAAGGGAAUGGACUCAGAGGGGCCGACGCUGUUUGCAGACGGUCCAUCGGUAGAUAUGACCCGGAGCACUGAGGAAGACUCUUUGGUAGAUGGACCGCUGAUCUCAUCUGACGCCCUCCAUUCAGUUAUCAGGAGAGAGUUUCAGACUGUACCAACAUCCUACCAAGCUGGCCUCCUGUCUCUUCUGCAUAUUCUCUAUGUCGUGCUGUCUAUUUGUGUGGCUGUGCUGUGUGUGCUGAAGCUCGGCCAGGAGGAGGUAUGCAUGAAGGUUUUGGGUAACGUGGAUGGCAGCAGUGCCAUCGUCUUUGGGAAAGUGUGUUUGUGGGUGCUGGUGCUAUUGUUCACUGGCUGCGUGCAGCACCACCACAAUCAAGUCCGGAGCCGAGGAUAUCUGCAAUUUUACAGACAGACACAGAGAUUGAAACAGCUGCCGCUCACCAUACACUCUGCAGGAAAUGUCUUUCUGCUGGUUCUUAUGGGCACAAGAUUACCACAGACUGUACACACCUAUAUGCUGCUCAGUGUUCUGGGGUUGGAGCUCUUGGUAGCUGUGCCAUGUCUGUUGUUUUACACAGUCAAGGUAAUGCAGUUCAACAGCCAACGGGCCGCACCAGACGUGAGCCAAGAAGAACUUUCACACAACUACAGUGUGACAAGCCUACCAACUGAAACUGGAUUUAGAGGGGGAUCUAGUCUGGAAGAAGUGGUGGAGAAGCAGGCUGACCUGAUAGAGUACCUAAAACAGCACAACACAUUACUGAGUAAGAGGCUGCUCAACCUCACUGCUCAGCAUUAAUCACAGCACGUCCUCCGUCUCCCCACCAACCCGAUGACACUUUAGAGAAAGAGCCUCAUCGGUUUACCGCUCUCGCUAAACAUCUGUGAGUUUAAGGGAGGACUGAUGCUGCAUGACACACUGGAUGAAAGACUAAAGUAAGCAGAUGCACCUGUACACACAGACUGAGCCGGCUCCUCUUUGAGGCACCCUCACCUCAGAUGAACAGAUAACACAAGAGUGAUCUGAAAGUGGAGAACAUGGGAGAGAACUGGAAGUAGAGGGGAGGAGUCGUGGGUCACAGAUCAGAGGUGAGGGUUUUUAUCACUGUGUUAUGACCUCCGGUGACCCAUGUGCGCUGCCGCUUUUGUUGAUUUGAAAGAAACCGAGGUAAGAUUGACUGCACGGAGGAAAGUGAGGUUAUCACUUAUCCUGGGUCAGAUGAGUGGGGUUAAAUCCUGCUGUUUUAUCUGUCUGUAUGUUAUUUUCUCAAAGUUUGUUUUUUUUUCCUUCUUUUUUGACCUGUUCUAUCAUGGGUUUUGUGUAUUUGUGAUUAGGUCCGAAUAAAAUCAUUGAAAUUGUUA